AUUCCAUGGCGGGAGGUCUGCAUGUAAACAGCGCGAUGGAGAGCGCCUUGGUGCAGGACAACCCGCUGCUGUUACCUCUCAACCAGGAGAGGACGGUCUACGACGGGUUCCUCUCAGUCCAGGAGCGGGACUUCCGACUCCGAGUGCUCCUCCCACCUGGUCGUCCAUUUAAACGUGCCAGGCUGCACUGCUGCUGGCAGUUGAAACACCUGUUGCAGGGGUACGAACACAUAGUGAAGCAGAGGCUGCAGCAGUCGGCCGAUCUUGUCACUUUCAUUCUGGAGCUGAAGACGGUUUUGGAAGUUUGUCUGAAAAGUCGACCCGAGUGCCGCUCCAUCCCGCCUCCACGGUACUACUCCCAGCUCAUCGCUGAGAUGGAGACCCUCGGCUGGGGCAGGCUGCUCUUCAUCGACAGCGAGUUCAGAACGUUGAAACUGAAGGCGGAGGACUCCUCCGGAAGACAGCACGUUCUCACUGUUAAACUCAAGUCUAGGCACCCUGCAGAAGCUCCUGGGUGCUCGGCUGACUUGCCAGUCCCUCUGGCCAUAACUUGGACACCACAGAGUACCCUGGACCAGCUCCACAACCAGUUCCUGCUGGUUCUGGAGUCCCUGGCCGAGUUCUGGGGCGCCCUGGACGAGAUCGACAGCAAGACCUGGAUUCUGGAGCCAGAGAAACCCAGCCGGUCCGACACCAUGAGGCGGAUCGCCAUCGGAACCAACGUAUCCAUCAAAGUGGAGGUGGACCCCAAACACCCCACGAUGCUGCCGGAGUGCUGCCUGCUGGGAGCCGAGCAUGCGGUGGCGCCACUGAGGGACAAGCUGAACGCCAACAUGCACCUGUGGAACCCGGACUCCGGCGUCUUGCACAACCUCCGGGAUGUUUUGGAGAUCGAAUUCCCGUCACCUGCCACCCACGAAAAAUCUAGCUUCAGCAUUGAGUGUGGGAUCUGUUACUCCUAUCGCCUUGAAGCUGCCAUCCCGGAUCAGGUGUGCAAUGACCCCCGCUGUGGCCAGCCCUUCCACCAGGCCUGUCUGUACGAGGUAUGGACGGACACACACACACACACACACACACCCACUGUAGUCCAUGUGGUCUCUGUGCUCAUCACUGAGUCGUCUCCUCUAUUCAGCGAGCGUAUCGACGCGUCUCUUUCACGCUGGGGAACAAAGCCCAGAGUGGCAGCAAGACGUUCUCGUUCCACACGAAAGCCUUUUAAAUGCUUUUAUGUGGGAUGAUCUUGAACACACCUUUCAUAGAGUA
Cyclopterus lumpus (lumpfish) is the source of this 1263-nucleotide messenger RNA. RefSeq names its product FA complementation group L (gene fancl). Bases 6 to 1238 code for a protein of 410 amino acids. Gene Ontology annotation, cellular component: Fanconi anaemia nuclear complex; nucleus. Gene Ontology annotation, biological process: interstrand cross-link repair; protein monoubiquitination. Lineage: Eukaryota; Metazoa; Chordata; Actinopteri; Perciformes; Cyclopteridae. The record is from RefSeq and is a predicted model, not a curated record. The transcript is spliced from 12 exons. Gene Ontology annotation, molecular function: ubiquitin protein ligase activity.